AAGCCACGCCCACCUGUCUCUCUUUUCAAUUCAACCGUCAGGAUUUGCUUGACGCCAUGUUUCUGUUCAGCGAGUCUUAGUAAACAAGCUACAGGGGACAUGACAAGUGUCUGUCACGACAGAGGACACUCCCACUGGACAUGAGGGUCAUUAAGUGAAAUCCUACAGCUGCUGUAAUUAUCUGCACUCACGCACUUGCCUCCACACUGAUGCUGCUGCUGUUUGUGGAUUUUCGGGUCCUCUACAUCCGUCUAUCAUGAAAAAACGGGUGACAUUUGCAGGAGGUCAGAUGAUCCACAGGCUCCAUGGAGACGACACUCUGCAGAGGAACUCUGGGAUGAAGGAGCAAAAAACAGAUAACCAGAUAACAGGAUUAAAAGAUGUCGCUGCUGAUUUCAACGGAAACAGACGACAAGCGGCAAGAACUGAACCACAAAUCCAACACGUAACCGUCCAAAUCCCUAAAACAGUGAGCACCGGUCCCUUUCUCAAGCACUCUGCACUGACACCUGCUCAGAGAAAGUUUCUGUUCAGCGUCUCGUCCUCCAGCAGCUCUGCACACGUGCGCGGCCUCAUCACACAGCACUACAUGAACGUGCUGCACCGGUGUAUACGAGCAGACGACCUGGCUGUGACGUCCGUGACCUCACCUGACCUCACAGAGAGCCGAAAACAUCAGACGCUAAUGACACGAGCAGACAUUUCUUCCAAGAUGAAGCACAAUGAGAACAUACAUAGUGCAAAGCAUCCUGAGAAAUCCUUCCUCCCAAAACUCCCUAACAACCCAGUCAGGUGGGAAACUCACGGAAGAGGAUUAGGGCCACAUGUGAACAUUUCUGGGGGGAAAAAUGUCAGAAUUCUGAGAAAAAAAGUCAGAUUUCUGACCUUUUUCACAAAAUUCUGAAUUCUGGGAUGUUCUAUGAAGUUAAGUUAAUUUGCCGUUUUUUGUGUGAUUUUAGAUUUUUGGACACGUAAGAAAAUCUUAUUCUUGAUAAACUGCUGUACUGUAUAUGUUUGGGUUUGUACUGAAUAUGGAAGUAAAUCUGUCUCAUUGGAUUUUUAAUGUUAAACGACUCCUCAAAUUGUCAGUAUCUCAUUUUUUUACAUUUGCUAAAAUGUUUUCAUUUCAAAAUCUCAUUAGUGAUUAGUAUAGAUUCCUGUUUUUUGUUUUUGGUUUGAGUGAGUGUUGUAAAUAUAAUUCCUUGUGGAAAUCAGUUGUGUGUGUGUGGAGAUGAGCAGCUUUGCAGAGUUAAUGCUUGUGCUUUCAGCGCAGCGUCACUCUCUGGCGCCCUCUAGUGUCAGCAAAAUGGAACCUCUUAAACUUGAAGUUUCCAGGAAAGUUCCAAACCUUAGCAAAGCCACUUUUAUUAAUGUAUAUUUUAUUCAUAUAUAUAUAUGCACAGUAUAUAUGAUUUCGUAUAUAAAUUCACCCACUGAACUGAAUAACUUGCACGUACGUUAUGUUACAUAUUUUUAAUUAUUGUUAAUUUUGGAAUAUGUACAUCACAUAUGCAAUAAAAUACCUGUGAAAAUGUCAUAAGUGGCAUUUUUUAUCAAAACUGUCAUUCUUCCAAUAAUUGAAAUGCUUUUAUAAACCAAA
This is a messenger RNA of Solea solea (common sole), 1600 nucleotides long. RefSeq lists its product as uncharacterized. The coding region runs from base 257 to 904 and encodes 215 amino acids. The transcript has 6 exons. Lineage: Eukaryota; Metazoa; Chordata; Actinopteri; Pleuronectiformes; Soleidae. The record is from RefSeq and is a predicted model, not a curated record.